Messenger RNA from Dunckerocampus dactyliophorus (ringed pipefish), 2786 nucleotides. It is a transcript of the gene kif17, whose product is annotated as kinesin family member 17. The record is from RefSeq and is a predicted model, not a curated record. NCBI's taxonomy places the organism in Eukaryota, Metazoa, Chordata, Actinopteri, Syngnathiformes, Syngnathidae. The transcript is spliced from 15 exons. The coding region runs from base 112 to 2514 and encodes 800 amino acids. Gene Ontology annotation, molecular function: microtubule motor activity; microtubule binding; ATP binding. Gene Ontology annotation, biological process: microtubule-based movement.
UAUUUUCCCUGAAUUUUGUUUUGUCUCAACAGAGACUUGUAUGAAUAACUGCUCGUCGUCAGUGACAAGAGCUGGUGAAGUUACUAAGCGGAGCAGCUUUCUGGUGGUGAGAUGGGGUCUGAGUCUGUGAAGGUGGUGGUCAGGUGCAGGCCUCUAAACGACAGGGAGAAGGCUCUGGGUUCAAAGAUGGUUCUGACCAUGGACCUGCAGCGCUGCCAGUGUUUCAUAAAGAAGUCUGUGUCGACGGAUGAGCCCCCCAAACUGUUCACCUUUGAUGGGACUUACUUCACUGAUCAAACCACUGAGGAGAUGUACAACGAGAGUGCCUAUCCUUUGGUAGAGGGGGUCAUCGAGGGCUACCAUGGCACUAUAUUUGCUUAUGGUCAAACCGGAAGUGGAAAAUCCUUUACAAUGCAAGGGGUGUCUGAGCCUGCAGCACAGAGGGGUGUCAUUCCACGAGCCUUUGAGCACAUUUUUGAGAGCAUUCAGUGUGCAGAAAAUACCAAAUUCCUGGUGAGGGUGUCCUACCUGGAGAUCUACAAUGAGGAAAUCCGAGACCUACUGGGGAAUGAGACCAAGCAGAGAUUAGAGUUGAAAGAGCACCCAGAGCGUGGUGUGUAUGCGCGAGACCUUUCCUUGCACACGGUGCACAGUGUGGCCCAGUGCGAGACUAUCAUGGAGCAGGGCUGGAGGAAUCGAGCUGUGGGGUACACGCUGAUGAACAAAGACUCUUCCCGUUCGCACUCUAUCUUUUGCAUCCAUCUGGAGAUGUGCCACACUGACGCAGCAGGCCAGGAUCAUAUCCGAGCCGGGAAACUUAACCUGGUAGAUCUGGCAGGAAGCGAGCGUCAGUCCAAAACGGGGGCGACCGGUGACCGCCUACGUGAGGCCACCAAGAUCAACCUGUCGCUCUCAGCUCUGGGAAAUGUCAUCUCAGCCCUGGUGGAUGGGCGCUCCAAAUACAUCCCCUACCGGGACUCCAAGCUGACCAGGCUGCUGCAGGACUCCCUGGGCGGGAACACCAGGACUUUGAUGAUUGCCUGUCUGUCCCCAGCAGACAACAACUACGAGGAGAGUCUGAGCACGCUGCGCUACGCCAACCGCGCCAAAAGCAUCCAGAACCGGCCGCGCAUUAACGAGGACCCGAAGGAUGCUCUGCUGCGAGAGUAUCAGGAGGAGAUCAAGAAGUUGCGGGCCCUCAUCUCAGACCAGCUGGGCUCUGCUAACCUUCCAGUUCUAGUACCUGAGCAUCAAGCAGAUACACAACACCCAAGCAACACUGAAGGCACGAAGGAGAUGAAAAAGAACUACGAAGAGAGGCUGGCCAGGCUGCAGGCCGACUUCAGUGCAGAGCAAGAGUCCAAGGCCAAGCUGCAGAAGGACAUUGCAGUCCUCCGCUCCUCCUACGAAACCAAAUUAUCUCACCUGGAGAAGGUCAAAUCCAGCAGGGGGAGCUCUGCCCCCAAAAAUGUGAGCUCCAGCAGUGUGACAGAAGAGGAACAUUCCCACCUCAACACCAAGACAUCACCCAACAGCACAAAGGAAGACACCUCAAAUGAGCUGAGCCAGUCUACUGUGCCCUGUGAUGCUGCUGCUGUUGCUGCUGAGAUCCAAAGAAGUCCAGAUGGAGUCACAGAGUCACCUGGUGUUACCACAGCAGGGGAUCUGGAGCAGAAAGAAGCCCUGAAGAGGCUCCAGAGGUUGGAGCAGGAGGUGGUCGGCGGGGAACAGGCCCGGAACAAAGAAUUCCAGCGCAGACAGCAACAGAGGAGGAAGGUGGCUGAUCAGAGGAAAGCUCAGCUCAUCAAAGCUUUGUCAGACAAUAGCGAGGAGAGUGACAACGUGCUCUUCAGUGUCUACGACUCCAUCCAGGAGGAGGUUCAUGCCAAAGGCCAGAUGCUGCUCAAGGUCCAGGGAAAGCUCAAAGCAGCCAAACUAGAGAUCCGUGACCUGCAGGCCGAGUUUGAGGAGGAGAGGAAUGACUACCUGGCAACCAUUCGCCGCCUGGAACGUGAGGGGCAGCUCCUGCACGGCCUGCUGGAGAGGAUGACUCCUCUGGUUCGCCGCGACUGCAACUACAGCAAUCUGGAUCGUCUGAAGAAGGAGGCGCUCUGGGACGAGGAUAGUGCCACCUGGAGACUUCCAGAUGUGAUGGUCCAGAGAACGACACUGCCCACAGCAGUGGCUCCAAAGCUCUCCCCUCCCAGAGGCCUGGCUGCUGAUUCAGAACCAUUAGUGGUGGAUGAUGACAGGUACAAGCAGAUGCUAGACCGCAGUGACAGUGAGAACAUCGCUAACACUUACUUCAAAUCAAAGAGGGCGAGCCAGCUACUUGGGAGCGAAACCACCAAGGGACACUCCACCCACUCCCCCUCCUUCCUGAACGGACCGCCUCACCUCAGCGUGAACCCAAGCAUGGAGUUUGUCACACCCCGCCCCUUCCGUCUGGAGUCUUUGACUGUCCCAGCAUAUACUGGUAAGGCCAAGCGUAAAAAAAACAAAUCUCAUCAAUAACGGAAGUCCUUGGAAGGACAGAAUACACCUUUUGUUUGUACUUGAACUUUGGACCAUCAGUGUGUUAAAUAAUGUGAUUUCUGCUGUGUCAUAUAUCUUACCUUUACUUAAAACUGUAACUAACGCACACCCUCAUUUGUUUUAAACUAAAAAACUAGUUUGAAACAUUUAUACUCCAAUCAACAUCAUUUAGUGUGAAUACAGAAAUGUUUUUAACAAUAUACAGUACAUGUAAGUGUUGAUACCUCAAUUAAAUAUUCAGUAUAUUGAUA